GGUGCGGUCCCAGCGCAGGCGCGGCGGCCGCUGCCCGCCCCGUCGGGGCGGUGCUUGCGGGAGGCGAAGCGCUGCGGGCAGCGGCGCUCCCGGAGCCGCCGGCAUCGGGGAACAGCACCGGUAACCGGCAGGGCCGGUGGGGAAGGAUGUUUUCCUCGGUGAAGCCAUACGAGAACCAGCGCUACGCCUCCCUGAAGAAAGAGUGUCACAGGCGGAAGCAGCUCUUUGAGGACCCGCUUUUUCCUGCCAAUGACGACUCACUCUUCUACAAGUCAAGGAUCCAGGGCAUCCAGUGGAAGAGGCCAAAAGAAAUCUGCGAUGAUCCACAUCUCUUUGUGGAUGGGAUCAGCUCCCAUGACUUACACCAGGGGCAGGUCGGGAACUGCUGGUUCGUGGCUGCCUGCUCCUCCCUGGCAUCCCGGGAGUCUCUGUGGCAGAAGGUGAUCCCAGACUGGAAGGAGCAGGAGUGGAAUCCUGAGAAACCCGAGAGCUACGUGGGGAUCUUCCACUUCCAGUUCUGGCGUUUUGGUCAGUGGCUGGAUGUGGUGAUAGAUGACCGCCUGCCCACACUCCACAACCAGCUCAUCUACUGCCACUCCAACUCCAGGAACGAGUUCUGGUGUGCCUUAGUGGAGAAAGCUUAUGCUAAGUUGUCAGGCUGUUAUGAGGCCCUGGAUGGAGGCAACACAGCUGAUGCCUUGGUAGACUUUACUGGUGGAGUCUCUGAACCUAUCGACCUGACUGAAGGGGACUACAUCACUGAUGAAGCCAAGCGAAACCUCCUCUUUGAGCGUGUGUUGAAGGUGCACAACCGGGGAGGCCUCAUCAGCUGCUCCAUAAAAGCCACGUCAGCAGCUGACAUGGAAGCCCGCCUGGCCUGUGGACUGGUGAAGGGCCAUGCAUAUGCAGUGACGGAUGUACGGAAGGUCCGCCUGGGCCACGGCCUGCUGUCCUUCUUCAAAUCGGAGAAGCUGGACAUGAUCCGCAUGCGCAACCCGUGGGGUGAGCGGGAGUGGAACGGCCCUUGGAGUGACACCUCUGAGGAGUGGCAGAAAGUGAGUAAAAGUGAGCGAGAGAAGAUGGGGAUGACGGUGGAAGAUGACGGAGAGUUCUGGAUGACCUUCGAAGAUUUCUGUAAAUACUUCACAGACAUCAUCAAGUGUCGUCUCAUCAACACGUCCUACUUAAGCAUCCACAAGACCUGGGAGGAAGCUGUGCUACAUGGGGCGUGGACCAGAAGCAGUGACCCAUUGAAGAACCGCUGUGGAGGCUGUAUCAACCACAAGGACACCUUUUUACAGAACCCCCAAUAUGUGUUUGAUGUGAAGAAGGCAGAAGAUGAAGUGCUGAUCUCCAUCCAGCAGAAGCCAAAAAGGACCAGUCGCAAAGAGGGCAAAGGAGAGAACUUGGCCAUAGGCUUUGAUAUCCAUAAGGUGGAGCUGAACAGGAACUAUCGGAUGCACACCCUGCAGCAGAAGGUGGCCAGCUCUAUUUACAUCAACUCCCGUAGCAUCUUCCUGAGGACGGACCUGAAGGAAGGGCGCUACGUCAUCAUCCCCACCACUUUUGAUCCUGGUCAUGUAGGCGAGUUCCUUCUCAGGAUUUUCACAGAUGUGCCUUCAGAUUGCCGAGAGCUGACAUUGGAUGAGCCACCACACACCUGCUGGAGUGGGAUGUGUGGUUACCCGCAAGUGGUAUCCCAGAUUCAUGUCCUUGCUGCAGCCGGGCUCAAGAAUCAGGACUCCCAAGGAGGAGCUGACCCUUAUGUGAUCAUAAAGUGUGAAGGGCAAAAGGUUCGCUCUCCGGUGAAGAAGAACACGGUGUCUCCAGAAUUUGACGUGAAAGGUCUCUUCUACCGCAAGAAGCCAGGACAACCCAUCAUUGUUCAGAUCUGGAACCACAAUUUAAUAAGUGACGAGUUCUUGGGCCAAGUGGUGCUCACAGGGGAUCCCAGUGACCGGCAGUCAGUGCACACACUGCACCUCCAGGACAAGGGGAACAGGAGAUCAAACGAUCUCUCUGGAACCAUCGCUGUAAGGCUGCUCAGCAGUAACGUCCUCACCAAUGUCUAAGUACUCAAGGACUCUUCUUCUGGUGCCAGAAAUGUGUAUAUAAACAUGCAGACGUACAUACAUACAUAUAUAUAUACAGACACACAUACAGAGCCUACCUACCAUCUGCAAAGUGUAUAUGAACUAUGCAUGCAUUCCACCCAAAGGAGCCAAUCUUGUGUUUUCAAUGUUAAAAAAAUGGUGCCUUUCUGGGGAACCGCAACAAUCCUUCUGCUGGCGUCCUCUGCAGCCCCCAUCGCCGCCGUGUGCCCUGUGGGAUUGCUGCAAGCACACUAUGUAUCCUGACAGCCAGAGCAUGAUGCCCUGAUGCUGUUUGUUUACACGGGCUGGCACGCAUGUGUCACCGCGGUCCCACCAGCCGCUUCAAUGCAUCUUCGAAGUGUCUGCUUGGUUUUAGAGUAGUGUGCGUGGAGUCAUCUCCCAUGAAACUGCCAUUUAAUAGCUUCUACGUGCAGGCACCUCAGCAAAGAAGUGGAAAAGAGAUUGGACUUUUUGGAUGUUUUCUGGGUAUGGGUUUUCACACUGCAACUGGAAAGAAAAUGCACCAAAACAGAUCCAAAUCUACAGGGGCAACAAGACUAAUGGUUCCAUCAUUUUAGGGAUGGGCUGUCUCCUCCUGAGUCUUGUUCAACCCCACGCAACUCUGAAGGAUACAAAGAUGCCAACAACCGUGGUGGGACAACUGUUCUCUGGGGUCAAGUUUUUGAAUCGGUCUGGACUCAGCUUCUGUGUGUGCCUCUCGAACUGCCGUGGUGCCUGCUGUCUCCAUGGCUUCAUGCAGUCCCCAUCCCAAAAGCUCACCCCAGUAGCUGGGGUGGGUUGUAUGCUCGGGCCGUUCAGUGUUUAGACUAGAGGAGAUCAGUUACUCUGAAGGCCAAAGCGUCAGGUCCAAGGGAUGGGGAGCUUUGCUCAGUGGGUGCCAUCUUUACUGCUGCAUACAGUGCAUCAUUUCUCAGUGCCUCGCUUUCCCAAAUUCUUUUUAAAAAAUAGUGGGAUUUUAGCUUGGGCUAGAGGAGAGACGAGGAGCACUGCUCCCAGUGCAGCCUGAAAAUAUUGGGAAUAUUUAAUUCAUACCAGUGUACAUCUCUCACAUUUAAUUUCCAGUCUCCUGGCCUGGAGGAUGAGUUGCGCAGUGCUAGAGCCAGUCUCACACGCACAACCCAAACCCAUCCUCAGGGCCACGUCUAGGGCCGUGCCCUGCUCCCGUUUGCCAUGAAGACUGCGUUUGUCUUCCUUAUUCCACUGGGUGGCAGAAUCUGGUUUCUUAUAAACCGUCCUAUAUAAACCAAACAACAAAUCCUUGUCUGGCCUUUCAGCAGCUGAUCAGGGCAGGUUUCAAAGCAUGUUUUUUCCUCCUGUUGUUAGGUUGGGGUUUUUUAUUCAUGUGCCUUUAAAAAUGGUGCAAGCUAAGGGAUUUUUCUGUCAGGUUUUCUUACAAGCAUACCUUUUGCAGUCUCCUGUAUGCAAGUGGAAAUGAAUACAUAUGAUGUAAUCUUCUAAUCCUGGUAAAUUUUGGCCUGAGCAGAAUCCUCUGCCUGCAAGGACAAGCAAACAGGAAAGCUUCCUUUUGCCAUAGCAAGCAGUGUUUCUGUUUGUCCUGCUAAAUGCCCAUGUUUGUGCUGCAAGUCUGUAUUUUUUUAAAAAAGUCCCUAAAGAUCUGCUAAGUCUGUAACGUGAUAAGGUAUUCCCCAAAGUCACAUCAGCAGCCAGCUCAAUUCUUGGUACAUCCAGAAGCAUACAGUACAACUUCAUCAAUUUUUGUAGGCGGUUCUUCCCCUUUCCUCAUCUUCAGAGUUUAUCUCCUGUGCUUCUGAACUGGGGUUUUGACCAUAUUGCUUAUUUUCUUAGGUCUUGUUUUCCGGGACUUAGAGGCAAGCAGUGGCCCACAGGAUGCCCUUCCCAGGUCCCAGUUAUUUCUGGCUUGUGCUGCGCACCCUCCAACUCCUGGUGCCAUCUCUGGGACCCGGGUUAGUUCAGCAUCUUGCAGAAUUGACUCAGAUGCUCUUAGUUUGGUAAAGUCACAUUUUCACCCCAUGGUCAAAACAAAUCCUUGAAUUUGGGCAGACCAGUUCAGAGAUAUUUUUAUUUUAUUCUUGUUUUGUUCAUGGGACUCAUCACUGAAAAUAAAUGGAAGCAGCAUUGUGGGGCUAAAGGCAUGAUUUAGGUCUUAGGAGACAAUCUCACAGGCUCAUGUUCAGAGUGGUAUGUGAGAGGGACUGUGAUGCCCAAAGAUAUCUCACCUGGCAGGGAGAAGAGCUAUUUCGCUAAGGGAGAACAUCACAGGAGCUUCGCACCAUCAUCAUCAGAUGGGGGUAGCCAGCCUGCCUGCAUUAGCCUUGUUUUCUCAGGCAAUCAGGCUACCGAUAGCUUCAGCAAAUGAAAGCCAUUUGGCCAGGAGAGCCCUGACAUGUGCCAAACUGCACCGUGAUCCCCAAGGAAGGGCGCUGAAGCUUGCCGAGGAGUAGUGGUGCCCUGGUACCUGUGGGCAGCCUCCUUCCUUCCUACAGAGGAUCAAGCCAUAAAGAGAGGAAAAGCAGCUUUUUAACUGCUUCUCACAAAAAAAAAAAUAAAAUCAUCACACUAUAUCAGGACCAAAAUGUCUUAAUAUCAGUAAUAGUUGUCCUUUUUUUUUUCUGAAAACUUUUGAAAAGAUAGAGCAGAAGCUUUCUUCCCCUUACAUUUCCAAUGGAAUAACAAAAAUUACCUUCGUUGCUUUUUAUUUUGGUCUUGUCUUGUUUGUAGAGCAGAUGGGGAAGGGCAGAUAUUGAAAUGCCGUUCCUAACAUCGAUGCCUUUUCUCUUUGAAUGAAGUAAAUAGAAAUAUUCAGGGCCUUUUUUUUUUUUGGCUGAAGGGAGGGCAGGUCUGAUAAGCACUUUCCGCUGCCCUCCAGGUCAUGUAGGACAUGUCUCUGAUUUAUUUUCCAUUUCUUUUGUUAAUCAUUUCAAUGGUUGCAAGUAGCCUGCCAUUACACUCUGUGAAAUUCUUUUCUUGUUGACGUCUGCAUGUUAAAACAGGCUAUGACUUGUCUUCACCUCCAAAGGCACGGACGUGUCAUGCUGCACAAGAUCAGAGUGGUCCAAACAGAAAGCCAAUGUUGUACAGCUGUAAACCUCCUAUAAAUAAAUUGUGUAUAUUUUAUUCAGA
Phalacrocorax carbo (great cormorant) is the source of this 5216-nucleotide messenger RNA. Lineage: Eukaryota; Metazoa; Chordata; Aves; Suliformes; Phalacrocoracidae. The record is from RefSeq and is a predicted model, not a curated record.